This is a messenger RNA of Pyrenophora tritici-repentis Pt-1C-BFP, 357 nucleotides long. NCBI's taxonomy places the organism in Eukaryota, Fungi, Ascomycota, Dothideomycetes, Pleosporales, Pleosporaceae. The record is from RefSeq and is a predicted model, not a curated record.
AUGGCUGAAAUAACACGCGAUAGGCGAUCGAUAUUACCCAACCGUCUGGAGAAGUUCCGCGGACAGACGGCCACUAAAACCUUCACUGCUAGUCCGACAUCCUUCAAAGAGAAGUCAUGGGGGGAGCAAAAGCAACCUAGAUCAACAACGAGCGGGAGAGACGCCCGUUACACAAAGCUCGCAUACCUCUUCACACCCUCAACUGCGGCUCUUGGACCCGGAACCAAUACGACGAGAGCAGUACGAAGGCGAACGCUAUCUUAUGCCCACUGCCCCGGAAGCAAUGGCGUGUGUGAACAGUCAAUUGCCGAAGUGUUCGCCCCGCUCGCUACCAGUUUUGUUGAUGCCGACCCCUGA